Messenger RNA from Antechinus flavipes (yellow-footed antechinus), 2265 nucleotides. It is a transcript of the gene GFRA3, whose product is annotated as GDNF family receptor alpha 3. The transcript is spliced from 8 exons. Gene Ontology annotation, cellular component: external side of plasma membrane; signaling receptor complex. The record is from RefSeq and is a predicted model, not a curated record. Gene Ontology annotation, molecular function: signaling receptor activity. Bases 75 to 1316 code for a protein of 413 amino acids. Lineage: Eukaryota; Metazoa; Chordata; Mammalia; Dasyuromorphia; Dasyuridae. Gene Ontology annotation, biological process: nervous system development.
AGGGCUGGGCAGGGUGCACCAGCGCUGAGAGGGGAGCGCCCGAGGAGUCAGACACACUAAGUCCGCCGAGCACUAUGCCGCCGGCCGUUCUACCAGUUUGUUUUGCUUUGUUGCUCCUGCCCCUGCUUCCUCUACCCCAAGCCGGAGAUCUCCCAACCAUGGAUAGCGUGUCUACGGGCACCUGCAUCAGUGCCAAAACACUGUGCCUGGAAGACUCCACUUGUAGUACCUCCUUCCUCUUUUUGGAAACUUGCUUACCUUUUAUGGUCUCAGCAACUCAAAAGCCUGAAAACCAGGAAGACUGCCUGAAGGCAGCACAACAGCUUCAGAAUAACUCUCUUAGCAACUGCAGAUGCUUUUGGCGCAUGAAGAAUCAGGACAACUGCCUGGCUAUCUACUGGACCAUCCAUUCUCCUUAUGGCUUUGGUCACUAUGAUUUGGGAGGCUCACCAUAUAAGGAAAUUGUGAUCAACAAACCCUGGAAAUUUAAUCAUCUGGACUUGUUGGAGUCAGGCUCCGUGUCCCAAAGCAGCCCUGAUCUCUGCCUGAAGUCCACCACUCUGUGCACCUUGAAUGACAAAUGUAACAAGUUGCGCCUGGCCUAUGGGGAAGUCUGCUCAGUGGCUCGAUGUCAACCCUUAAAGUGUCAGCAGGAGCUCCGUGUCUUCUUUGAGCAGGUAGCAGACUACUAUGCCCAAGCACUCCUAUUCUGCCCUUGUGAUGAUGGGGAUGAUGCCUGUGGAGCACGACGGCGCAACACCUUUGCCCCUAGCUGUGCCUCUCCAACCAGAGACCCCCCCAACUGCCUGAUGCUUUGGAACAUGUGCCUUCAAGACUUGCUUUGCAGAUCUCGCCUGGCUGAUUUUCAGAUGUACUGCAUUCACAUGGACCCUCUGGUGACUUGUGUAGGGACCCAGCUCCACCGGUGCCUAAAGGCAUAUAUGGGCUUGAUUGGUACUGUUAUGACCCCCAAUUACAUCAGCAACCUCAGUACUGAGGUUGCUGUGGGCUGUUCCUGCAGGGGCAGUGGUAACCAACUGGAAGAGUGCAAGCACAUACAGGAUUCCUUUUCCAGAAAUCCCUGCCUUACAAAGGCUAUUAAAACUCAGAUGCAGUUUUACCACCAACGGCUUUCCAAAAGCUCUUCCUCUGCCAUCUCUCAGGAGACCUUUCAAGACCCGGGGAACCCCUCCUAUUCUGUGAAUGUAAACCAGGAUAACAGUCUGGCUGGAAGACUGCAACCCUGGGUCUCCAUCAUCUCCUUGGGUUUCCUGACCUUAGUUCUGCUUCCACUCCCUGUUUUCGGUCACUUAUAAUAAAUAGUACUUUGCUUAUGGUCCCUCUCCCGCCUUGCAUAUCAUCUCCUUGAGACUCCCAGCCAGAGCUGUUUUAAGAUUGCAGAAGGGAGAAUCUGGAGGGGCAGAAAAAAAGAUUGUGCCUUGCCUGCCCCAGACUUUCAUUUAAAAAUAAUUACUAGAAGAGGUCUGAAAAGAAAGAAAAAUCUGUCAUAUAACAUGGAGAAAAAAAUUGGAAAAUAAGAUAAAGAAAAUAAGAACUGGUGCUGUCUUUUGAGGCUGUUCUUUCAAUAGCAGAAAAGGAGUUCUAUGAUUAUUCCUCCAAGGUAUAUCCUUCAUAGUGGUCCUGUGUUCUAGAUGAUGCAACACUCAGGGAUUGGAGGGAACAGAAGAUAGAAUAUUAAACUUUAUAGAAUGAGCUCAAUUGAAUGAGGUUAUCUUGGGCUGUCAAUUUCUUCCACCCUGGAUUAUUUGCCUCUAGGUAUUGUGGAUUGGAUGACUUUCUCUGAUUGCCUAGCAGUGGGAAUUAGCCUAUGAAUUAAACCAAAUUCUCUCUCCUUUCCCUAGUGUAAAGCCUUUCCCCCCAUGAGCUACUCUUCCCUCCAGUCUUACAAUUUUUAAAAUUUAAUCAUGGAACAAAGAUUUAGUAAAUGCCUACUAUGUGAAACAUUGGUUAUUCUCUUAAAACCUAGUGAAAUAAUUUGCCAAUUUUGUAUCACUAGCCAAGCAGAAUGGUUAAUCCCUCCCAUUCCUCUUAGUAAAAAAAUAAAACAAAAUUCCCACAUCUUCUCCAAUCCUUAGCCUCUAAUCUGAAUGACAAAAGAGGCAUUCUGGACAGUAGUUCUAGAGCAGGUACCCAGAUCUUUUUGAGAUUCCUGAGUGGGUCCCCCUGUGCCCUUCUCUGAUAUGCUAAUUUUACCCCAAUUCCCCUUCCUUCAGUUAUAUAAUCAUUAAAUAUUUCAGUUUAAAA